GAGCAGGUUUGGGGAUUGUUGAAUGCUGUGUGGCCGCGUCCGGGUAGGUUUCCCUUAUUCAAUGGCAUAUGGCAUAUGCGCGUCUGGAGAGUUCAUGCUAAUUAACGUAAUACAGAUCUAUUGGUUAUCGGAAUGGGAGCUACGAUGGUUCCCCUCUCGCCCGAUACGAAACGACAUAUCAAUUCGCUGGGUGUUCGUGUUGAAGUGCUGGACACGAGGAAUGCGGCUGCUCAGUUUAAUCUGUUGGCGACUGAGAGGGGUGUUUCGGAGGUUGCGGCGGCGAUGAUUCCUAUUGGGUUCAAGGGGAGGUGAUAUAUUUUUCAUCUUGCUCUGCCUGAGGAAUGACUGUAUGUAUAUUAUGUACUUCUAAUCUACGCUCAUGUAUCGUCUCAUAUUUGUUGCCUUUUAAUGGAGUAGUGUAUAUCGCAACAUCCAAUGCUUGGACUCGAUGUUUGUCUAUGCCACCUAUGUAUCUGUCGAUCCAUAGCCUAUCGAUCAACCAAACAACAAGUCCACAUCUGCAAUCUCCAAGUAUAUAUUAUUAUCCCAUUGGAUUGAACCCGAACUUAAAUUUGAAUUCGUCGCCGUUCGCGAUCCCAGUGGUGUAGCUUCUGGCUGAAUCAGUUUGCGCUUGAACGGCAGCAUGCUGGGAAGAUAUC
Molecule: messenger RNA, 659 nt
Organism: Aspergillus wentii DTO 134E9
Lineage: Eukaryota; Fungi; Ascomycota; Eurotiomycetes; Eurotiales; Aspergillaceae
Exons: 2
Coding region: 342-608 (88 amino acids)
Source: RefSeq, a predicted model, not a curated record